CUCGCUUUUAAACUAAAACCAGAAGAGGAUUUUUCAUUCAGUUGAAGUGAAAGGAAAGAGAACAGAGAGCAAAAGAAAUGGGGAUAUUUGAGGCAUACAGAGCAAUAGGAUACAUAACAAGCGGAGUUCCUUUCUCCGUUCAGCGAUUGGGCACCGAAACUUUCGUCACUGUCACCGUUGGCAAAGCUUUUCAGAUUUACAACUGCUCCAAGCUCAAUCUGGUGCUAAUUGGUCCUCAAUUAUCCAAGAAGAUUCGAGCUCUUGCUUCGUACCGUGAUUACACGUUUGCCGCGUAUGGGACAGAUAUUGCCGUGUUUAAACGAGCUCACCAGGUAGCAAAUUGGAGUAGGCACAGUGCUAAAGUCAACUUAUUACUUUUAUUCGGGGAUCACAUUCUAAGCGUAGAUGCUGAUGGUAAUGUUUUCAUAUGGUCGUUUAAAGGAAUUGAUGAGAAUUCUGCUCCAAUUGGACAUAUCAAGCUAGAUGCCAAAUUCACUCCUACUUGUAUAAUGCAUCCAGAUACUUACUUAAACAAGGUUCUUGUUGGGAGCCAGGAGGGUUCUUUGCAGCUUUGGAACAUCAGCACAAAAAAGAAACUUUAUGAAUUCAAGGGAUGGAAUUUGGGUGUCUGCAGUUGUGUUUCAUCACCUGCACUAGAUGUUAUUGCUGUUGGUUGUGCUGAUGGAACAAUUCAUGUUCAUAAUAUACGUUAUGAUGAAGAAGUUGUAACAUUUAAACAUUCUGCAAGAGGCACUGCCACUGCCUUAUCUUUCAGCACAGAUGGACAGCCCCUUCUAGCAUCCGGAGGUUCUUCUGGCGUAAUAAGCAUAUGGAAUCUUGAGAAGAGAAGGCUUCAAACAGUCAUAAGAGAGGCUCAUGAGAGUUCAAUUAUUUCACUUCACUUUUUUGCUAAUGAGCCUGUAUUAAUGAGUUCAUCGGCUGACAACUCAAUUAAGAUGUGGAUCUUUGACACAAGUGAUGGAGAUCCUCGUAUCUUGCGGUUUCGAAGUGGACACAGUGCUCCUCCACUUUGCAUCAGGUUCUAUGCCAAUGGAAGGCAUAUCCUGUCUGCUGGCCAAGAUCGUGCUUUUCGCCUUUUCUCUACCAUCCAGGAUCAGCAAAGCAGAGAGCUGUCACAAGGUCACAUAUCUAAGCGAGCCAAGAAACUAAGAAUGAAGGAGGAGGAACUAAAAUUAAAGCCUGUUAUCGCAUUUGAUUGUGCUGAAAUCAGGGAACGAGAUUGGUGCAAUGUGGUUACAUGCCAUAUGGAUACUGAACAGGCAUAUGUGUGGAGACUUCAAAAUUUUGUCAUUGGUGAGCAUAUUCUGAGACCAUAUCCUGAAGAUCCCACACCUGUGAAGGCCUGUGCAAUUAGUGCUUGUGGUAAUUUUGCUAUUUUAGGGACGGCAGGUGGUUGGAUUGAGAUAUUCAAUCUCCAAUCUGGAAUAAGUCGAGGUAGUUAUCUGGACAGGCCGAAAGAAAGUGCUCAUGAUGGAGAAGUCAUUGGAGUUGCAUGUGAUUCUACAAAUACCUUGAUGAUAAGUGCAGGGUAUCACGGAGACAUUAAGGUAUGGGAUUUCAAGGGACGCUACAUAAAGUCUAGAUGGGAAAUUGGAUGUGCUGUGGUUAAGAUUGUUUACAAUCGCCUUAAUGGUCUUUUGGCCACAGUAACAGAUGAUUUUGUUAUUCGUGUGUAUGAUGUUGUGGCAUCAAGAAUGGUUCGUAAAUUUGAAGGCCAUACAGACCGUAUUACUGAUUUAUGUUUCAGUGAGGAUGGCAAAUGGCUUCUAUCAUCCGGCAUGGAUGGGAGCCUUAGAAUUUGGGAUGUUAUCUUAGCGAGACAAAUUGAUGCUAUUCAUGUCGAUGUAGCUAUCUCAGCAUUGUCCUUGUCACCAAAUAUGGAUGUUUUAGCAACUACCCAUGUUGAUCAGAACGGGGUUUAUCUGUGGGUUAACCGGUCAAUCUUCUCGGGAGCUCCAAAUGUGGAUUCUUUUGCAAGUGGAAAGGAAGUUGUAAACAUCAGAUUGCCAUCCAUCUCAUCUGUGGAUGGAUCACAACUUGAGGAUUCUGAUGAACCCGUUACAGACAACUCAGUUCCGAAAGAUGCUUCUGUCUCUGCAACAUUCAUUAAGCAGAUUCCAGAGCUAGUUACUCUCUCACUAUUGCCAAAAAGCCAAUGGCAAAGCUUGAUCAAUUUAGACAUUAUAAAGGUUCGCAACAAACCAAUUGAACCUCCCAAGAAACCCGAGAAGGCUCCUUUCUUCCUACCUUCAGCUUCAUCUCUUUCUGGGGAGAUAUUAUUUAUGCCUAGUGAAGCUAAUGGGAAUAAUGAUGCAAAAGGCAACAAAGCGGAAAAUAACGAUAGGAAACUUGACAUGCCGCCAUCUGCAUUUUUGCAACUUCUUCAGUCCUCUGCGGAGAUAAAAAACUUUUCUGCAUUUACUGAUUAUAUUAAAGCCUUGUCUCCUUCGGCCUUGGACAUGGAGCUCCGGAUGCUUCAGAUCAUUGACGAUGAGAAUCUCGAAGAGCUUGAUAGGAAACCUGAGAUGAUCUCAAUCGAACUGUUGUUGGAUUAUUUUGUUUCUGAGCUAUCCUACAGGAACAACUUUGAGUUCAUACAAGCUGUUAUCAGGUUAUUUCUGAAGAUUCAUGGCGAAACGAUACGACGCCGUCCGGAAUUCCUACACGAAGCAAAGAAGCUCCUUGAAAUCCAAACCGACGUAUGGCAGAAGAUCGAUACGAUGUUUCAACAAACAAGAUGCAUGGUUACCUUCCUCGGUAAUUCACAAUUUUGAAGUGUUCAAUGUGCAACUGUUUGGUAAGUUGUGUAACAAAUGCAGAGUUCCCUGCAAAAUGGGUACAUGAUUUCACCCCUGAAUUUCCCAUACAUGGCUAGAAUUGUAGAUGGAAGGGAAUGCAUGUAAUUUUUUUUUUACUGUCAAAUAUUUUUUAGUUAUAAACGAGCUUAUUUAUUCACA
Hibiscus syriacus is the source of this 2978-nucleotide messenger RNA. RefSeq names its product WD repeat-containing protein 36-like. Gene Ontology annotation, molecular function: protein binding. The transcript has 18 exons. The record is from RefSeq and is a predicted model, not a curated record. Gene Ontology annotation, biological process: rRNA processing. Gene Ontology annotation, cellular component: Pwp2p-containing subcomplex of 90S preribosome; small-subunit processome. Bases 78 to 2795 code for a protein of 905 amino acids. Lineage: Eukaryota; Viridiplantae; Streptophyta; Magnoliopsida; Malvales; Malvaceae.